AUGAUCCGCCAGUGCUCUCGGCCGGUUUCCACAGCCGGCUCGGCCAUCUCAGCUACGGCCCGCUGGGGCUCCCCCAGUCGCCUCUUCAGUGCGCGAGCCGCCCUGCAACAAGAAAUCCGCGACGCAUACAUCCUCAGCGCCUCUAGGACACCGACAGCCAAGUUCAAUGGAUCCUUCGCCACCAUCCCCGCACCGAAACUCGCCGCCGCCGCCAUCAAGUCCGCGCUCGAAAAGUCCAAAGUGCCCGUCUCCAAGAUCAGUGAUGUGUAUAUGGGCAACGUGCUACAGGGUUCUGUCGGCCAGGCGCCCGCGCGGCAGGCCGCCAUCUUCGCUGGCCUCCCCUCCUCUGUCGAGGCGACGACGAUCAACAAGGUGUGCGCCUCGGGGCUGAAGUCGGUCGUCCUGGCGGCGCAAAACAUCCAGCUCGGCUUGGCCGACGCCCAGAUCGCCGGCGGCAUGGAGAACAUGUCGCGGGUGCCUUACUACCUGCCCCGAAGCAGUGGCCUGCCUGCCUUUGGCAACGUGCAGCUUGAGGACGGCCUGAUCAAGGACGGGCUGACCGACGUCUAUGACCAAUUUCACAUGGGCAACUGCGCCGAGAAGACGGCCAAGAAGUACGGCAUCACGCGGGAGAUGCAGGACGAGUAUGCGAUCCGGUCCUACGAGCGGGCGCAGGCCGCCUGGAAAUCCAACGCCUUUGCCGACGAGAUUGUGCCCGUCACGGUGUCGUCGAGGAAAGGCGACAAGGUCGUUGACACAGACGAGGGUUAUCUAGACGUCAAGCUCGACAAGGUGCCGACCCUGAAGCCCGCCUUUGUCCGGGACGGCACGGGGACCGUCACGGCCGCCAACUCGUCGACGCUCAAUGACGGAGCCAGCGCUCUGGUGCUCGGCAGCAAGGCCAUCGCGCAGGAGUUCGGGUCCGGCUCCCGAGUGUUGGCAAGAAUCUGCGGCUCGGCCGACGCCGCCAUCGACCCGGUCGACUUCCCUGUGGCCCCGUCCGAGGCGGUGCCGAUCGCCCUGAAGCGCGCGGGCAUCACCAAGGACCAGGUGGCCGUGUGGGAGUUCAACGAGGCUUUUGCCGCCGUGAUCAAGGCGAACGAGAAGAUCCUUGGUCUGGAGAAUGCGCGCGUGAACCCCCUGGGAGGUGCCAUCUCCCUCGGUCACGCUCUCGGCAGCUCUGGGUCGCGCAUUCUCGUGACGCUCCUGCACCAGCUCAAGCCCGGCGAGUACGGCGUGGCAGCCAUUUGCAACGGAGGGGGCGCGGCGACGGCCAUGGUGGUGCAGAGGAUCGAGUCGGUAUAA
Messenger RNA from Gaeumannomyces tritici R3-111a-1, 1305 nucleotides. Its product is annotated as acetyl-CoA acetyltransferase. Lineage: Eukaryota; Fungi; Ascomycota; Sordariomycetes; Magnaporthales; Magnaporthaceae. The record is from RefSeq and is a predicted model, not a curated record. Gene Ontology annotation, biological process: fatty acid beta-oxidation. Bases 1 to 1305 code for a protein of 434 amino acids. Gene Ontology annotation, molecular function: acetyl-CoA C-acetyltransferase activity. The transcript has 3 exons.